Messenger RNA from Seriola aureovittata, 2348 nucleotides. It is a transcript of the gene th, whose product is annotated as tyrosine hydroxylase. Gene Ontology annotation, molecular function: tyrosine 3-monooxygenase activity; iron ion binding. The transcript has 13 exons. The record is from RefSeq and is a predicted model, not a curated record. Gene Ontology annotation, biological process: dopamine biosynthetic process from tyrosine. The coding region runs from base 175 to 1644 and encodes 489 amino acids. Lineage: Eukaryota; Metazoa; Chordata; Actinopteri; Carangiformes; Carangidae. Gene Ontology annotation, cellular component: perikaryon; cytoplasm; axon.
UUUGACGUCAGAAACUGCAAACAAAUGACCCCAUAAAAAGAGGGAACCUGUCUCAACAAAAAAGGAAAGCUCUGGGCGCACAGCACAGCUUGAGAGGUCUCGUGAGCGCCACAGCUACACUGUCACUCCAGUCACACUUUGACUCGCAAACAAAGAUAAUACAGAAGACUAAAGAUGCCCCUUUCAAGCAGCUCCACAUCCUCCACAAAGAGCAUCCGCAGAGCAGCAUCCGAGCUGGAGAGGUCUGACUCCAUCACGUCUCCCAGAUUCCUCGGUAGACGGCAAAGCUUGAUCGAGGAUGCGCGCAAGGAGAGGGAAGCCGCCGCUGCCGCGGCAGAGGCUGCAGAGGCCAGUGAACAGAUAGUGUUUGAGGAAGACGAUGGAAAAGCGCUUCUCAACCUCUUCUUCACGUUAAGGAACUCCAAGACUCCUGCGCUGUCGCGGACACUUAAAGUUUUCGAGACAUUUGAAGCUAAGAUGCACCAUUUGGAGACGCGGCCGUGUCGAAAGCUCAAGGACAGCCUGGAAGGCCUGGAGUACUUUGUCCGCUGUGAGGUGCACCUCUCAGACGUCAGUACUCUCAUCAGCUCCAUCAAGAGGAACGCGGAGGAUGUUAAAACCACCAAAGAAGUCAAAUUUCAUUGGUUCCCAAAGAAAAUAGCAGACUUGGACCGAUGUCAUCAUCUGGUCACAAAAUUUGAUCCAGACUUAGAUCAAGACCAUCCUGGCUUCACAGACCCGGCCUACAGACAGAGGAGGAAGAUGAUUGGUGACAUCGCCUUCAGAUACAGACAUGGAGAGACGAUUCCCAAAGUGGAAUACACAGAGGAGGAGAUUGGCACAUGGCGGGAAGUCUACUCAACCUUGAGGGACUUGUAUACCACCCAUGCCUGCAACGAAUACCUCGAGGCCUUCCGCCUGCUGGAAAGGCAUUGUGGGUACAGUCCAGACAACAUCCCCCAAUUGGAAGACGUGUCACGCUUCCUCAAAGAGCGUACAGGGUUCCUGCUGCGUCCAGUGGCAGGUUUGCUCUCAGCCAGAGAUUUCCUGGCCAGUUUGGCAUUCCGGGUGUUCCAGUGCACCCAGUACAUCCGACACGCUUCCUCUCCUAUGCAUUCCCCAGAACCUGACUGUGUCCAUGAACUUUUGGGCCACGUCCCCAUGUUGGCCGACCGCACUUUUGCCCAGUUUUCACAGAACCUUGGUCUGGCAUCACUUGGGGCUUCAGAUGAAGAUAUUGAGAAACUGUCCACACUGUACUGGUUCACCGUCGAGUAUGGCUUGUGUAAACAGAACGGUGAGGUGAAGGCUUAUGGCGCUGGACUGCUCUCCUCCUAUGGAGAGCUUGUGCACUCCCUGUCUGACGAACCGGAGACCAGGGAGUUCGAACCAGAGGCUGCAGCCGUGCAGCCCUAUCAAGACCAGACGUACCAGCCUGUCUACUUCGUUUCUGAGAGUUUUUCAGAUGCCAAGGAGAAAUUCAGGACAUAUGUGGCCGGCAUCAAGCGUCCCUUCUCAGUGAGGUUCGAUCCAUACACCAGCAGCGUUGAGGUCCUGGACAACCCGCUGAAGAUCCAGGGAGGCCUGGAGGGAGUGAAGGAUGAGCUAAAGAUGCUGACAGAUGCCCUCAGUGUGUUGUCAUGAUGAUGCCCCCCUCGCUCAGUCUGUGCCCAUCCUGCUGUUGUUUGCUUCCUCUCCGCUGUGCUCUGCGACGUCCGACGUGUAAAACAAGACCGAUGUGUUCAUCUUUCUGUGCUGUACCUCCAGUAUGAUGCUGUUCCUGCUGAGUUGUCGCUUGUUGUGGAAGGCUGUUUGGCCAACAAGGUUGCAACCAUUAAAAACCUCAAUACACGGCGCAGGCAACGUUUCCAAAGAUGUUUCACGCCUCGCUGAGUGUGGAUCCUUUUGUGGAAUGAUGGGGUUUUAUCGACUGGGCCAUUCAUGCUUUUAAAGCAAAUUUGUGUUGUUUGAGAAUUAUGUCAGAAUUUGAACCAAAAUCAAAGGGAACUGUGAUAAUGAAUGUAUUAAAAUAAAACUAAAUGGGUAUGGUAUAAUUAUUUUAAAAUCAAAGAAAAAAUAACGGUAUAAUAAAGUGUAUAUUUAAAUCAUAUCUAUUUUAUUUAGGAAAAAAAAUCUAUCUCUUCUGUGUUAAAGGCUUUUUUUUCCAUGUGAAUUCAGUAUUUGAGUAUUAACUCUAAACUUGCAGAUUUAUUUGGUUUUAUGUUGUUUUCGUGUGCAAAUGCAUAGAAAAAAGAAAAGAAAUGAUGAAAAAUUCUUUCCAUGUUAUGAACUGUUGAUUACUGCUUCCGUAAAAAGAAUCUGUCAAAUAAUAAAUAAUUGCAACAUUA